AUGCCUUUCUCCCCAAUCAUCUUGUGUGCUGUCGAUCAGUGUGCUGCCGCUCUGGCCUUUUCCCCUUCGUUGACUUCCAACCAUCAGACACAUGAAGGGUGCCAUAGCCACGUGACCACGAAGUCGCCGUUAUUUCCAGUGUACAUCGACCACUUCAACAACUCAGAGGGCAUACCCGAUGCGUUUUAUCUUCUCUCACACUUCCACACGGACCACAUGAAGGGACUUUCGCACGUGUGGAGUGCUGGUACGAUAAUCUGCGAUGAAGUCACUCGGGCCCUGGUUACACAAAAGUAUGGUGUAGCCCUUGCGCAACGUAUACGGUCACAAUCAUUGUUUCAGGCAUCGACGUUGUUUCGGAUGUCUGUUGUGGCAUCCCCCACCCCAGCUACUAUGCAAGAGAUGGAGGAGGUCGGGAGGAGUUCGGUUUCGGGCGGUAGCAACAGCAGCGAUAAGGCGAGGGAUGAUGUGAGGUUGUACCUCUUGCCCGCCUUCCAUAUUCCAGGCAGUGUCAUGUUUUUCCUUGAGACGCCAAUUGGGAACAUUCUUUAUACGGGAGACUUCAAGUACGACGAGACGGCGAGGCGACUUCUCGACCCCUUCUUUGCAGAGCACCGCGUGGACCACGUCUACAUCGACGACACUUGGUUGCAUUUAGGCCACUCACAGGCGCUCUCCUCGACCCACAGCAAUCCACGUAUGCCUGUUGCCAGCAAGAUGCUGCCGGAGAGCGAGUUGGCGGAGACGAUCGAAGCGGUGGAUCGGCGCAUGGACCAGCGCGUGCGUGACUUCUCGCUUAACGGGCCGUCCUCCGACGCGGCUUCAGGUCCGUACGUGCUGCGGGUGUAUUUGCACAACCAGUUUGGGAAAGAACACACCAUACAGCGUCUCGCGACUCGCCUAGGCGUAACGGCAUUCGUGGACGCAGAACGGUACGAGCGGCUGCGUUUCCUCGCCUCGUUUAACUCUGUGAUUGCGCAGGCCAACAAGGCGUUCUGCAUCGAGUUGAGUGGCUUCGCGCCGCUUCCCGCCGACGCCAUGCUCCCCCGCGUGGAGGUUGUGUCGUCGCUCAAAUGCAUCGCACCGGAGGAGCUGCAGGCCGCCGCCGCACGGAAUGGUGGCACACCUCAUUACGGCAUCGUGAUAUCCGGUUGGGCACGAAUGCAGCGGCGCAAGGACGGCGGGGACACCUCUGUGUGGGGGAUUCCCACCACUCUCCACUGUACACCGCAGCAAAUUAUUGACUUCAUUGCCUUGCUGCGGCCCAUGUCGGUGACGACUCUGCAUUACAAGCCGUGCCGCGGGAGGGUGUGGUGGAGGAGCGGCUUGGGCCGUACCUGCGGCGGCCGUACUGCACUCAGUUGUUGA
Messenger RNA from Trypanosoma grayi, 1368 nucleotides. Its product is annotated as putative DNA cross-link repair 1A protein. Gene Ontology annotation, molecular function: 5'-3' DNA exonuclease activity; damaged DNA binding. The transcript has a single exon. Gene Ontology annotation, biological process: protection from non-homologous end joining at telomere; double-strand break repair via nonhomologous end joining; interstrand cross-link repair. The record is from RefSeq and is a predicted model, not a curated record. Bases 1 to 1368 code for a protein of 455 amino acids. Lineage: Eukaryota; Euglenozoa; Kinetoplastea; Trypanosomatida; Trypanosomatidae.